Messenger RNA from Osmia bicornis bicornis, 13781 nucleotides. It is a transcript of the gene gw, whose product is annotated as trinucleotide repeat-containing gene 6C protein. The coding region runs from base 730 to 7926 and encodes 2398 amino acids. Lineage: Eukaryota; Metazoa; Arthropoda; Insecta; Hymenoptera; Megachilidae. The transcript is spliced from 15 exons. Gene Ontology annotation, cellular component: P-body; nucleoplasm. The record is from RefSeq and is a predicted model, not a curated record. Gene Ontology annotation, biological process: miRNA-mediated gene silencing by inhibition of translation; positive regulation of nuclear-transcribed mRNA poly(A) tail shortening. Gene Ontology annotation, molecular function: protein binding; RNA binding.
UUACCAAACGUAUAGUAUUUAAAUCUUAUGAUCUAUCAAAGUACAUUUGUUCCAGUGAUUGUAUUUCUAUUUAUAUAUAUUACAUUUACAUAUUGUACUUGCAGUCAUAACACAUACCUGUACGAACAUACGUGCAUUCAAUCAUGAAACAUUCAAUCUUAAAACAUUAGAAAAGCAUAUAGAAUAAAUGAAUAAUUCAAUAUAAAUUCCUUUUAUUCUAACAUCAUACAAAACAAAUUGAAACUAUUUAAAUAGGUCACCUUUGAAUUGUUGUUGAAACAUUGAUCUAUCAUUCAUUAAAGUUCAUUCCAAUAGUAAUGUUGCUCACACUAGUGUAGAUUAUUAUAUAUUCUUGAUACAUAAUGUUUGUCAGAAUAUAUAACAGUUGUUUACUAUUAUAUAUUGCGAGAUGUGAAAGGGGCUUUUUGUAAGGUACAAGUAUGAAUCGGGCGUCGGUGCGCGCAUCGGCAGCACCGAGUCCUCGAAAUCCGGGGGAGUAGCGCCGCUCGCGGGAAUAGCCCACCAGCGGAGCGGUACUCGCUCUGCCCGUUUCGUGCACCAACGAAAUAUCUUCGACUAGACUGAACUCUUCUUCGGGCACCGAAUCUAAACAAUCUCCACUGGCAUGGAGCUAGGAGCACAUUGAUAGUGAUAGUCUACAAGGUACAUUGUUUUCAAACAUUAGAUCUUGGUUUCUAUGCAUUGCCUGCCAAAGAAGAACUGAGCCCUAUGUUUCCACACAAUUCUAGUUCACAUGAGAUUUCUACAGAAACAAAUGCCUUCGUACAAAAUUCCAUGGGGGAUGUAGUAGUAUUAGGGAAAAACAGUCCGAUAGGGAUGGGGGAGGGAAGAGAAUCAGAGAAUGCUAGAUACUGUGAUAUUGAAUUCAUAAACAACAGCAUGAUGGCAAAACCUACUAGCCAUCUCGAAAAUAUCGUCGCCACUGACUUUUUAACCGUCCUGUCGAGCCAAACUGGCAAGUUUAUCUUGACUAGUCGAAGCUUGAUCUGCCAGUCAGUGGCGUCGUCAACCACAAAACACCCAACAAAAAAUCAUCUUCUAACUUACGAUAAUAAUAAUAUUAUUAUUAAUAUUAAUAAUAAUAAUAAUAACAAUGGUAGUAGUGGUAAUAAUAAUAAUAAUAAUGAUAAUGAUAAUCCUAAACUAAAUGAUCGCUCAAAUCGAGCGGAACAUAAUCAUCAAGACGAUCGAAAACCAACAGUUCAUAAAACAACAACAACAACAACAACAACAACAACAAAAAGAAAACAUCCGGGCAUGUCCGGUAACAAGAAACCGGUCAGCUCCGCCAAUAACUCUAAGUCUAUGUCUAAGACAUUAAGUGAUAAUAAGACUAGCUUUAGCGUACUAAAUAUUAGGGUACUAAGUAUAAGCGUAAAUCUACGAUUAACAGGAGAUAAGUGUGCAGUCGGUGAAGGGGUACCUAGCCUAGUUAGGAUACCCAAGUCUGAUCGCCCCUCAUCAGGCCACUUCUCUCUCGACUCUCUUGACAAUUACUCCUUACUAGGGUCCUGCCUCCAUUCGGGCAAAUACAAUAACGUUAAGUCUAAUUUUAGCCUCCUAAGUAAUAAUAACGAUAACUACAAGUCUGUGAUAUUGCUCAGCUCAACCAGUAACCAUUAUUUCCUCCGCGUCGAAAUGGACGGUGGUGCGAAUGCAAUGAAAUUAAGAACCCAUUUGGAUUUAUUCAGAUAUUUCGUGAAAUCUUUUUUCGACGGUUUAUCCUUACAAAAACAAUAUAAUUUCAUACUGUUGCCGGAACAGGAUGACGAUGAAUAUAACUUCUUAAUAAAUGACCAAAUGAUCAAAAGCAAGCAUCGUUGGAUUAUUAACGUUCAAUCGAUUAACGGAUCGAGCAAAUUUUCUUUAACAUAUUUAGAAUUAUUCUCGAGUAAAAUUCUUAUGGAGAUUAUACGUUGCGUGAAAAAUGAUGCAUUUUCAUGUCAUAAUCAAGACUCAAACGAACUUUGUUUGUCACGCUUAUGUACCUUUGUUAAGUAUCUUUAUCCGAUCGGUGUUGAUUCAAAGAUUGAAAUAUUUUUAUCAACAUAUCUAUAUUCGAAAAUGGAAUCUCUUCGCUUAGUUUAUUCAGAUAACUUAAAAACACUGUCAGAGAUUAAUUCUGUCUUCGUAGAAAUUUUGUUGCCAGCCGUUGCUUGUUCGGAAAGCAACAACCACCCAAUGAUGAAAUCUUGUUUAAUCAGAGAAGAUGAAACGUUGACAAAUGUUGUGAUCGUCGUUUCGGUGAAGUAUAGAAUAUCAAAAGCGCCUUUAAAUUUCAUAAUACCGAGGAAUAAUGUUUAUGUAAGGGAUACGUCGUCGAACGAAGAAUCACGUCUGAUUAAAGAAGGGGAAAGCGUGGCCACCAGUUCUUCCAUUACGCUUAUCGUUCCCGGAAACGAGCUAACCGACCAGCCUCCGCGACCUUUCCCAUUGAGAAACGCGCCCAACAGCGCACAAUCCUCUCCUUCGUGGCUCGAUCUGGUCGCGAGCGAGCUGACGCAACGCGCAUGUGUUCCACUCUCGUUAGGAUGUAAGCUUUAUGUGGUUAAAUUUAGCUAUAAGGUGAUUUGCGAUUUUAGUAUUACGUGGAAGGGGAUACCGAGCCACGAGACUAGUUACAAAAGGACACAUCUCGAUGUUCAAUUCUUGAGUAUUUCUGUUCAAAUAAACGAGACAACAUUCACCUAUAAGAUACCAAAUUUUCUAAGAAGAACAAUAACGUGUCUCUUGAACGAUGAUCCCCUUGAACAAGGGAUUAGUCAUGAUAUCUUUCUUUCAUUAAUUAGAAAAUUAACAGCAACAACGAUGAAUUGUGAGAACAUGAAUUCAAUGAAAGACGAACAAUUAAAUGUCCUAUUAUUUAAUGCGAUUAGAAAUCUAGUAGACUGUAGGAUGUCAAUCGUGGGUAUGGAAAAUUGCAAAAUUUGCUGGUCACUCAUCAUCAUAACGUUAAGAAAAUUAUUGAACGAUGAAAUUUUUACCUCAAUAAGAAUUCUUACACGAAACUACGUGUUCCUAUUAAAGAUCUUUAGAAGAAUGUAUUAUUCGAAUGUGACAUUGAUGAAUGAACAACAAGAACAAGAACAACAACAAUAUCCAAACGACGGUUGUUUGUUAACAAGAACCUCAGAUACGUUAAUUUUCAAGUUAAAGAAAAAGACAAUGGAGAUGUUGUCCUCGGAUAUUAAUGGUAUUAAUCGCGUGGCAACAAUUACUGUUGGUGCUCUUUCAUUUCAGGAUAAUGUUAAGUCUAACGAGCCUUCGGCCACUUAUCUCGCGAGCUAUAAGUACUCGGGGUCACAUGCGUCUUAUUCUAUUAGUUCAUUGCGCUCUAAUUUAUUUAAACGAAUAAAGCUAAGGUGUCAAGCUUUCGCUGACGUGAUGAAUGAUAAAAUUUCCCGUGAGGAUCUCUGUGAUUUGUAUCGAUUUAAAAGAAGGUUAUACAAAGUACACGAAGUUAUCGGAUAUAAUGUUGAGAACGUUUUUACAAAAAGUCUGAUCAAUUGUAAACAAGUUGCUCUCAUCGGCACGACGACGACGACGACGAUGCCUCAGACUGCCCGAUUUGUCGACGACAGUUAUGGUUGUAAUAAGAAUACUAGCCCGGAUUUCAAGAACAAGAACGACACUGUUCGCCUUCGCGACCGCAGUCAAUACGAAAUGUCGGAAACAGUUGUACGUUCAGAAGAUGAUACGACUUCCGAAGAAAAGACGAACGAUAAGAAUCCAAUUCCUCUUCGAUUGGAAAGUAACGAAACGAUUGUAAACGGCUCAAAGCGAAUUCAACUGAUUGCUUACGCAAGGAAUCUCAUAGCAGCAUACCUGGGAGUUUCCGAUGGCACUUUACAAGCUCAGAAAAAUGAUCUUAAGCAGACGUUGAAGCUUCUUUUCGGAUCGGUCUACGACAUGGAUCAGCCCAAUUUAGAGUAUAAGAAAAGAUGGGGCAUUCCUGGGAUUCUCAGAUUAGCCGGUGGAGGUGAAACUUCAUUGAACAGCGCUGGAGCUACCAACUGGGGCUCUACGCAGACCAGUACUACAAAUAACAACAAUAAUAAUCAAUCCGGAUGGGGUGGUAGUUCGGGAAAUCCUUCUGGAAACAGUGGGGCACCUGGAAAUUGGACUGGAAAUAGUGUAAACAGAUCUGUUGCUGCGAAUCAGAAUUCAAAUCAGAAUCAAGGACCCGGUGGACAAAACGUUCCAGGUAAUGUAAAUAAGGUGAACAAUCCAAAUCAACAAUCCAAUCAACAAUCAGGACCACCAACAUCUCAGUCGAGCGGCACGGCUCAGGGUGGACAGAACAGUAACCAAUGGUCGCAAGGAAAAUCCAACAAUCCCGGGGGACCUGGGCAAAAUUCUUCUGGUCAAAAUAAUAAUAGUAGUUCAGUUCAACAGCAGCAACAAUCAAACUCCAGUAGCAAUAAUAAUCAGCCGAAUAAUCAGGCUCAGGGAUCCGUUAAUAAUAAUAACACAUCUGCUAGCAAUACCCCUUCGACUAAACAACAACUAGAGCAGUUGAAUACGAUGAGAGAAGCAUUGUUCAGCCAGGAUGGUUGGGGCUGUCAACACGUUAAUCAAGACACAAACUGGGACGUUCCAACCUCUCCAGAGCCUAGCAUGACUAAGGACGGAGUUCCAAUGUGGAAGCCACCGGUAAAUAAUGGUACAGACUUAUGGGAAGCUAAUCUUAGAAACGGUGGUCAACCGCCGCCUCAACAACAAGCAAAGACACCCUGGGGUCAUACACCGGCGACGAACAUCGGUGGAACCUGGGGCGAGGACGACGAAGCUGCUGACUCGUCGAACAUGUGGACUGGUGCUCCUACCUCUUCUCAACCGAACUCUGCAGGUGGACAAUGGACAACCAGUACCGGAAAUCAAUCCGGCAUGUGGGCAGGAUCUAACUGGGGUGAUCCGAGAAUCGAUCACCGGGAUCCUCGAGAUCUUCGUUCCGUCGAUCCUAGAGAGAUGCGAGAUCCCCGUGAUCACAGGAUGUCGUUGGAUCCUCGAGAACACAUGCGAGUAAUGGAUCCGAUGGCUCGUGAUCCUAGAAUAGCGGAUAUGCGCGGCGAUCCCCGCGGAAUAUCUGGAAGAUUGAACGGUGCCAAUGCUGACGCGAUGUGGGGUCAACCUCCAGGUCCUCCGCAUCAUCAAAUGGGACAUCAACAUCCUUCAGGACCUCCUGCCAAAAUGUUGAAUCCAUCUAAUAUAAAUCAAUGGGCUGCUCCGCCGCCAAAGGACAUCAUGCCUGGAAAACCAUCGGGUUGGGAAGAACCUUCUCCGCCUACGCAAAGAAGAAACGUUCCGAAUUACGACGACGGUACAAGUUUGUGGGGUAACCCUGCAGCCAAUCAAAGGGCAAUACCCGGAAGCAAAGUUUCUCAUUGGAAGGAUCUUCCUUCAAAUCUGGGCAGAGCAGUAGGAAUGCAAUGCCCUCCGGGCAUGCCGCAGAACAGAAUGCCAGGACAACCUGGAAUGAAACCAGACGUAAGCGGACCAAUGUGGGGUCAUCCCGGUGCACCUGGCGGGCGUAACGGUAGUUGGGCAGAAGGAUCGCACGACGCAGGUUCAUGGGAUGAGCCUAAAACUCCAAGUACCUGGAACGAGGCUCCGUUGAAUCCUGGCACUUGGGGUGCACCUAGUACGCAUAAACCUAAACCAAUGGGACCUACUGGAAGCUGGGUCGAUACCGACAUGGAUCCUACUCCCAGUUGGGGUCAUCCUACUAAACCUACUCUCACUAAGGAAGUUAUAUGGAACAGCAGGGAGUUCCGGUAUUUGUGUGAUUUAGGAUUCAAAAAGGAGGAUGUUGAAUUGGCUCUCAGGAAUCGAGAAAUGAAUAGAGAAGAAGCCUUGGAACUUCUAAGUCAGUUGCGGCCUGUGGAUCAAUGGAGAAGACACGAUGCUCACUCCAGUUAUGAUCCAACCAAUCAAGCUACAACUGCACCAGCAUAUCCUAGAUUUAAUCACGUCGCACAGCAGAUGUCUUUCCCACCCGGUGCUGGAGUACCAAGUGGAAAUACAACUGGCAGCGUGGGAGGAUCGGUUGCUAGUGCAAGUUUGCUAAAGUUACAACAGCAGCAGCAACAAGCCGCUGUUCCGUUACAACAACAACAACCUAGUACUAAUGCACCUCAACCACCUUUUAAUCAGGCUUCCAGAGCUCCUCAAAAUCAGCCUAGUACUCAGCAGCUACGUAUGUUAGUACAACAAAUUCAAUUAGCCGUCCAAGAAGGUUACUUAAACCACCAAAUUCUAAAUCAACCACUUGCACCUCAAACACUAAUACUUUUGAACCAAUUAUUGCAACAAAUCAAAGUACUACAGCAACUUCAUCAGCAACAUUCUGUGCAAAGUACAAUGAAGGGUAACGGCCAAUCGGUCCUUCAGAUAAGCGUACAAAUAACAAAGACAAAGCAGCAGAUAGCUAAUCUACAGAAUCAAAUCGCUGUGCAACAAGCUACUUACAUGAAGCAGCAGCAGCAACAACAGCAACAGCAGCAGCAGCAGCAACAACAUCCGGCCCCGCCAUCGCAGAGCUCCGAAUAUUACAAGAGUUCUGUACAUGAUCCUAUGUCGGCGUUGCAAAACAGUUUCACGGACUUGACAAUGAACAAGGAGCCUCCUGUCAGUCAGCAACAAUCAAGACUAAAUCAGUGGAAGUUGCCUUCUUUGGACAAGGACGGAGAGUUAGUUACCAACGAGUUCUCAAGAGCGCCAGGAACAACCAGUAAGCCAGCAGCUACACCGGCUGGUUUGACACGAUCUCACAGUAGUCCUAACAUGAAUCCUUUGUUGGGUCAAGGAGAUGGUACAUGGUCCACCAGACUUGGGGAGAGUGGUUGGCCAGAUCCAGGUAACACGGACUCCACCGACGGAAAGGAUUGGCAGCCAACUGGAGCAGCUGCUGGUGCCGCUGCCUUCACCGACCUAGUACCUGAAUUUGAACCUGGCAAACCAUGGAAGGGUACCCAGAUGAAGAGCAUCGAGGAUGAUCCUAGCAUUACUCCCGGCUCUGUGGUCCGUUCACCACUGUCUCUAGCAGCGAUCAAAGAUCCUGAUGCUAUCUUCUCUUCAAGUAGUAAGACUUCACCACCACCGCAACAACCUACCAAUCCUGAUACAUCCAUACCAAGUUUAAGUAAUUCUACAUGGACGUUCAAUCCACCCGCCACUACCCCAAGUGCUUUUACUAGUGCGAAAAAUACUUGGGGUGAAUCUGCACCACCGCCAACCGCAGUCACCUCAGAACUGUGGGGAGCACCGAUGAGUAAGGUUCGUGGUCCACCGCCAGGACUAAGCAGCAAGGCCACAGGGAAUACAAGCAAUGGCUGGGCAGGUCUUGGCACUGUUGGUAGAUCAUCUAGUUCAUGGGGUCUUCAAUCAAGCACAAAUGCUGGCUGGGUUUCUACCUGGCUACUACUCAAAAAUUUGACGCCUCAAAUUGAUGGUUCUACGCUGAAAACACUUUGUAUGCAGCACGGUCCUGUUCAAGACUUUCGACUAUACCUCAAUCAUGGAAUUGCAUUAACAAAGUACUCAUCUAGAGACGAGGCUAUAAAGGCACAAGGUGCUCUGAACAAUUGCGUCCUGGGCAAUACGACAAUUUUCGCGGAAUCACCAGCUGAUAGCGAAGUACACACACUGUUACAACAACUAAGUCAUGGGGGUCAACAGCAAGCCGGAGCGACAGCUGGAGCAGGCUGGAGUUUACGGCCAUCGAACAAAACUGGUCCACCACCCGAUACAUGGGGUGGAAGUUCGAGCCAAUUAUGGGGCGCUCCACCAAGCAGUAAUUCACUAUGGAGCAGCACUGGUAUUGACAGCAACGAUCAGCAACGUGCUACGCCCAGUUCACUGAACUCGUACUUACCCGGAGACCUUCUGGGAGGUGAGUCGAUGUAGAGUGCCGCACGGAGGGAGCGGUGUCACUCGUGCGACGACCAAGCCGCCUUCUACUUCACGAUACGUCAAUUAUAUUCCGCAUUGUCAGAUGGGCCGGUUCUCGCGAAGAAGUUACUUAAAUCUAAAUCAGUGCCGCCGCGUAUACGCGCAUCCUAAUACGAGACGCGUCGUAAACAAAGAGAUAAUUGAAACAGUAACCACAGGGAUCUGACUUGAUUAUUCAAUUUCUUUGUUUUAUUUCCUUAUUUUCAACGGAGAAUUGAAUUUAUUCGAUUCAGGAUAUAUACAUAUUACCGAGGAAUGACGAGGGGAGGGAAAUGAAAUAUUUUAUGAAUUUUCUUCACAAAGGUUUUUUGGUGUGCGCCGUAUUUUUCUCAACUCUCUCUCUCUCUCUAUCUAUCUCUCUAUCUCUCUGUUUGUUGGAGUAGUACCCGAUUUUCAAAUAAUUAACGCAUGAAUGCUGGUUGUUAUCACGUGUACUAUGUGAUAAACGUGUACUACACCGUUUUACAUUUUAAAGAAAAACAAAACGUAAUGAUUAGUAUUAUGUCACACACUAUAUAAAUAUUGCUUGUGUUGCUAUACUUUUAGUACUUGGUAUUUUUAAAAUAAUACUAAUUUCAUCUCGGACGAAUAAUGCGCGUAUGUGUGUACACUAAGUGCGCACCAUUAAAACACACAUAUUUUAAUGACACUACUGAACUAGUAUUCUUCCUGUGCAAGUCAUGUUUUGAUUAUCAUAUAUAUUCUCAAAUGAUAUUCCGUUUAUCCGACAAACGUGUAUUACUAGCAUAUUUUCAAUGUUUCAUUCGAUAGAAUAUUUGGUAUAUACUUAACGAUCUUCUCGAUGUUUUAAUAUCUCUUCGGUUUUAUUUUCAUACUGUCGUCGUGUAUAUUUUAACGCGGUAACUAAAAUCACACGUGCUAAGAUUAUGUUGCAAGAAAAAGAAUUAACAAUUUUUGAAAUUAACGUUUUAGUGCAUUUUUUUCUUUGGUAUUUUCGGUGUUUGUGCGUAUUUCUUUUUACGCUAUAUACAUACAUAUAUAUGUAUAUAUAUUUAAUAAACGCACAUUGUUUCACGUUGAUCCGUAUAUAUCAAUAAGAAUUACAGUAUAUAUUUGUAUGUGUAUUUUAUUUUUUUUUUUAAGUAUUGUCCGUGUGUGUUGUAUCUCUUUUUUGUUCUUUUUCUUUCUUCAAUUAAAAGCGAACGCGCUCGUGUGAUUUAAUAUUAAAACAUCGAUAUGCAAACGAUUUGUUUAAAAUAAUGAUACAAAUUUUUAACUCUUUUUUACGUAUCGAAAAGAAUAAAAGAAUUAGAACACAAACGAUAGAAACAAGGUAAAAGGUACGCGCAUACACCGCAACCGUUUAGCUUCGAAAAGAAUGGCUGCUUCUAGAUAAAGGCGCCGCCAAAAUGAUUCCUUAAAAGAAUGCGCGUGUAAGAAAGUAAAUUAUGAUCGUUGGUCUCAUGAGUGUUCCACUUUUUUGCUCUUAAAGGUUUCCUUUAAUCGAGACUGCGAUGCGUAUCAAACGUAGACUGUACCAAUCUAAUCAAAACAAAAAAAAAGGCGGAGAAAAGUUGAAUGAAACAAAAAUAAAAUACAAAAAGGGGGAAGGGAUAUUACCUCUUUUUAAAGAAAGAAAAAAAAAACAAAAAAAAACAAACAAACCAAGCAAGGAUCCACGUCGAUGCUUCGGGCUACGUAAAAUUACCUCUUCCAUUAGCUAUCUGGUGAUACAGAAUCGACAUUUUUUGUUAAAUUUCAACUAAAUUGGCAGAAACGAAAUUGCUUGAACAUUAAUUGAUAGCCAUAGUUAGUUUUUAUAUAUGUUGUGAAAUUGUUGGGAAAGAUUGUGACCAUUGAAAGAGGGAAACAUUUUUGAAUGUUGAUGAUAUUAAAAAUUGAAAAAUGUUUCAAACUAAAAAGGUCGAUUCUCUAUCCCAAUAAGUGCCCAGUAACCUUUCAAAUAAAAAGGGUAUAUUACAUCGGGGUCUGAAUUCUUGCGACAACAACAAAAACGAUACCAAAUGUUAUCGCAAUAACAUAAAUUUUAUUCUAUAUUAAAUCUAAAUGCCACCUGUCGUGCCAAUGUCCAGCGUGUCUCUUUACCAUUUACUAAUUAUAGAGUUAUAACGAACAUGGCAAUUCGAUGUUUUUCUCUAGUUAUCUUGUUCUGUGUAUACCUGUGCGUCUCUCUCUUUCUCUCUCCUCCCUGUGUGCGUACGUGAGUGCAUACAUGCGUUAUUAGGUCUGUUUCUCUGUGCGUAUGUUAUAUGUGUGGGUGUUGUAAAUUGAACAAUAACCGAGUAAACAACCUACCACUUCCCAUUGGUUGCAGUUCAAGGAAAUAGCAUUUAAACAACAUGCAAAGUAUUCAGACGAAAUUGUAAAUCAAAGUCUUUAAGAUGAUUUGAAAUUUUCUAAUUGUUCAGCCAAGUGAUAUUUAUUUCUUAGACUUAUCAGCAACCUUUUUAUAAGGUGGACUGUUUUGGUACAAAUAAAAAUAUGCGUUACACGUUUAGAUUCAGACAACAGACUGGCAAAAUUAAUAAUUUUAAUAAGAAUCUAGUGAUAUGUUAUAUUUUCUCAGUUAUUAAGACAGAAAGUAUUGAAAAGAUACAUAUGUUUUAAGAAGCAUCAGGAAGCUUACAUCUAUAAGAUAAUUCUCAGCGAGGGUAUAGAUAAAUUAAAAUAUUAAGUUGUACACUAGAGAUUUGUUAAUUGCGCUCAGAAUGGACCGGUUAUUUUACAUAGAAAUUAUAUUCACUAAUUCCUGAUAAUUGAGUUUGGUGAAUGAUUUUUCUAGGGAAGUGUUGUUUCAGUUCGCUUUUCGAAACUUCUUCCAAUUUGUUUCCAAUGUGUUGGAGUUAUGGUUGACAUAUCAGUAUCCUCCAUGACUAGUGAUAAUAAAGACAUUUCCUUAGAAUAGGUGGUGUAUGCUUCUAAGAACUGAUUGAUCUCCGUUUUCUCUUCAUCGGAAACAUUUCUCUUGAGAACCUUUUAAGAACUGUUCCUACGUUAGUUGAUACAUUGAUCGCUAAUUCAGUUAUUUAUAAUGUCAUUCCAAAUGUUAUAAACUAAAUGUAUAUCCUUUCUUUUCUUUUCUCUUCUUUUCUUUUCUGUCGAACGAGCCAUAGAAUGCUUUUUCUUCACUUUCUUCACAUUCUAUUUAUUUAUGGCUAUGAGACAGUUCUCACUGAACUUCUUUAGCAACUUGAGAUUUUAACGAGGUUCCAUCUUUCAAUUGUAUAAAGCUAGGGAAGUGAAUUUUAUUUUAUAUCCGCUGCCACAAGCGGAAGCUGUUAUACCCACAGGUGGCCUUAUGACAUAGUUCUUAUACGUAUGUAAGACUUAAGACUAAAAUCGAAUUAGGAUUGUCGUGUGUAACCUGAGAGCUUCCCUCCUUGCAUUAACUCAUUUGAGUACACUAUAUAUGAAAUUUAUUAAUUAUAUUUGUAUAUUCGAACUAACUAUGUAUUAUCAAUUAUUUCAUCAUAUUACCUAUGAUGCAGAUUUUAUUUUAUUUCUUUUUUAUAUGUAUUAAGAAAUUAAUUUAAUAAAGAAAAUUUCAUGUUUAGUGCUCUCGAAUGAGGACGACGAGUUGAAAUAAGUUCUUUUUUUUUUUUUUUUCUAUUUGAUUCGCACAGUCACUGACUGAUCCUAAUUAUCUACCUGAUAUCAUACUUGCAACGUUUCAAUUGUCUAAUAACUUGUCCAAAACGGAUCACCUCGGUUAUUAGUUUUAAGGCUGAUUUAGAUUAUCCAUUCAGACAUAGGGUGUUAAUAGUACAGAGUAGUGUGCAGCUUAGGCUUUCUUUAGUUAAAGGAAGCAUAGGGGAAGAAGUGACCCACUAUUUGUCAUAUUUAUCGUACAAAGACAAGAGGCUUUCCCUGGGUUCCCUUUGGAUUCUCCCAGGAUCGAAGACAGACAGUGGGAGGUUCCUUUCCCUAUGCUUAUCUUUAAUUUAAAAAAAAAAAACCUACAAAAUAUUCUUGCAGCCAUUUAAACAAAAGUGGUACAUCGUGUAUCAGACAAUAACUGACCAAUAUCUAUUAUUGACAGAUGGCUUUUUAAAUUUGAGAAAUUGACUGUCACAGCGGUUUUAUUUUUAAUUGUAAAAAAAAAAGUAUUGUACAUAUUUUUAGUGAUAUACAACAAGGAUUUUAAAGCUUCUGAAAAAUUAUUGAAAAUUUUAACAGACUUUGCCAUGCCAUAACGUGUACCAUGAUUAGGACUCUCUGUAUAUCAGCAUACAUAUACACCCACGCACACUCAUAGAAUGUGUGAUGGUUUAAUAUUUGCUCAUGUGUCAUUUGAAAAUAGUAAUAAAUAUUAUAUUUUUCGUACAGAAUACGACGUCACGUUUCCGUCGAUCAUUGGAAGAUAUAUAUGUAUAUUUUCCCUAGUUUUCACAUUCUGUUGUUUAUAUUUAUUGUUAUUUAAAUUUGUAAUAGUCAUCGCUGGUCCAUGCCAUGUGCAAUUAACGAAUCCCUGUUGCAUUGCGUAAAAGAGAAAUGAAAACUUGAACUUUAGUUUAAUUAUUCCUUACAACAAAUUAGUCAAUCUUUAUCGCAUGUGAUAGAAACGUAACACUUAAAUUUCUUUCACGAUUCGGUUGUGGAAAAUAAAUGUACAACAUAUUUAAUCGCUUAGAAAUUAAUAUAAAAAUGAAUCUUCUAGAAGACGAGAGGAUACAGAAAUAGAAAUUUCACAGGUUUUUUCAAUUUUACACCAUUUCCAAUGUAUGAAAAUCCUUUGUUCGAUAUACAUUUCAUAGAAUCUGGGUCGGAAUUGACCCAACCACCAUUGGGAAGAAUUGUUUACGAGAAAGUGGUGAAAAUGAAUUUGAGUGAAGGCCUUAAUUGAAUUCUCAUUCCUUCGAUUUCUGACCCAUACGUGUGCAUUAUUAAUCCGAGUAUACGUCAUACGUGUAUGUAUGUAUGUAUGUAUGUAUUGAUGUGUGAACGUGUUACGUGUGGGUGCAUGUGUAAAUUUGCUUUGUACGCUCGCGUGCGCGUGUAUGUAUGUGUAUGUUUUCAACGUCAAAGGUACCUGAAUGGACUGAUAACCAUACUGAUGGAAAAGAAAAAAAGAGUGUUUAUUCAUUGCACAAUAUUUUUUUUCUGAUAUUCUAAAAUAUAUCAUAACGCCCUCAGACCUUUGAUUUCUCUUAGGUACAAGAUUUAAGAAUAAUAAUGUUCUUUUCUGCGGACUGCCAUUAAAGCAGAUGACAGAUCAAACUAUUAUUAAUUAGUCUUUUUUUCUUCUGAGUCAGCAAACACAUUUAUAUUUGGGUUAUCGCAUAAAAACUGGAGGGAUCAAAAUGGUUCUGUAAAAUUUAGUUUAGAGAGAAAAGGGUUAAUUGUUUAAAAAUCAAAAGAUCGGAGAGAGUGGAUACAUUAGAAUUCCAUAAUAUUAAAAAAUAAAAAUUAUAAUAUUUAACAAAUUUAUUUAUACACUGUGUAUUUGGAUGGAAAAUGAUCGAUAAGCGUGUAGAUAAUAAUGGGCUACUUAUAAAAAAGAAAAAAAAUGGAAAAAAAAAAUUUUGUUCAUUAGUAAGUUUGGUAAAGCCAAAGAAAACACGAUGCUACAAAACUUCUAUUAAUUAACUUAAAUUUAAAAAACAUGGCUGGUAACGAAAGUGAACAACGUUGAAGGAAAAAAAAGACGAAAUUAUCCGUUUUUAUUAUAGACUGAAAAUAAUAUUUCGGUUCAGUCAUAAAUGUUUAGAAUCUUUUUAACAAACAAAAAAAAAAAGAAAAAGAACGCUUCCAUAGUUGUGGCACAUUAGAAGUAAAAAUGGGUUCUCUAUUUCAUGACAUAAUUUCAUUAAAAUUUAUCAUCCAACGUA